Messenger RNA from Parus major (Great Tit), 3624 nucleotides. It is a transcript of the gene PEX7, whose product is annotated as peroxisomal biogenesis factor 7. Gene Ontology annotation, molecular function: protein binding. Gene Ontology annotation, cellular component: peroxisomal matrix; cytosol. Bases 26 to 991 code for a protein of 321 amino acids. The record is from RefSeq and is a predicted model, not a curated record. The transcript has 10 exons. Lineage: Eukaryota; Metazoa; Chordata; Aves; Passeriformes; Paridae. Gene Ontology annotation, biological process: protein import into peroxisome matrix.
CUCGGCGGAGGCCCGGGCGGGGGCCAUGGGCACGGUGGCGGGCGCGGGCGCCCUGCGGCUGCCCGGGCUGCACGGGUACGCGGUGGAGUUCUCGCCAUACUGCCCGGGGCGCGUGGCCUGCGCCGCCGCGCAGUACUACGGCAUGGCAGGUUGUGGAACUCUGGCAGUGCUGGAACAAAAUGAAGCUGAGAUUGUUCUGCUCAGGAGUUUUGACUGGAAUGAUGGCCUGUUUGAUGUGACCUGGAGUGAGAAUAAUGAAAAUGUGUUGAUCACUUGUAGUGGAGAUGGAUCUCUGCAAAUCUGGGAUAUGGCUAAAACCAAAGGUCCACUGCAAGUCUAUAAAGAGCACACUCUGGAGGCAUACAGUGUUGACUGGAGCCAAACUCGAGGAGAGCAGCUAGUGGUGUCUGGCUCAUGGGAUCAAACAGCCAAGCUGUGGGAUCCAGCUGUGGGGAAGUCAUUAUGCACUUUUAAAGGCCAUGAAGGGGUCAUCUACAGCACUAUAUGGUCUCCACACAUCCCGGGUUGUUUUGCGUCUGCCUCAGGUGAUCAGACGUUAAGAAUUUGGGAUGUGAAAACCCCAGGAGUCAAACUUGUGAUACCAGCCCACCAGGCUGAGGUCUUGAGCUGUGACUGGUGUAAAUAUGAUGAGAACUUGCUGGUAACCGGUGCAGUUGACUGUAGCUUGAAAGGCUGGGAUUUGAGGAACAUCCGGCAACCAGUGUUCGUCUUGCUUGGUCAUACCUAUGCUAUCAGAAGAGUGAAAUUUUCACCAUUCCAUGCAACCAUAUUGGCCUCUUGCUCCUAUGAUUUUACUGUAAGAUUCUGGGACUUUUCCAAGCCUAGUCCUUUGCUGGAAACAGUUGAGCAUCAUACUGAAUUUACAUGUGGUCUCGAUUUAAGUCUUCACAACCGUGGUCAGGUGGUGGACUGUGCUUGGGAUGAACUAGUCAAGAUCUAUACUCCAUCGUGUCUGGCAGUUCCUGUUUAGAAGAGAAGAUGAUCUGACGUGCCAGGAACCUUUCUCUCUUCCCCCACAACCAGACUUGUGCUAAAGUGUCAACAGUGUCACUAAUCUCAGUGUCUCUUUCUAAGUAAAACUGCUUGAAUGGAGUGUUGUGCACUUGAACAUGUGGAGACUUUAAGGCUUGGUUUACUGUACAGGUAGUACUUGAACUAGCAAAAUGUUCCAAAGCUAUUCAGUGGCUGAAGAGUGGCCAUAGCAGAUAUCAGUGGUGUCUUCAGAGCUGAAUAACCAACAUGAGUUUGUGAUCUUCCUGGCUAAUGAUGAGAGCAGAGGUCUGAAUCUUCUUGUUCCUUAGAGAGAUUAAAAGUAACUGGCAGUGUAUUUCGAGAUGUCACUGUAGAAAGGAAAAGAAAGGAAAGGAUAGGAAAAGAAAAUAAAGGCUUUUUACUGUAAAGUACUGUAAUGUCAACUGAAGUUUGUAUCACCCGUAUGCAUUUAUAUUUUCCUGUGGGUCACGUUGCAUUAUUUUCUUUUGCAAUAUGAUGCAUUUACUCUUGAUUGACAGUAAAUGUCAUAGUUUAUAGCCAGCUGAUUUGUUUGACCUUUUUGAUUGCCGCUUCACAAAGAUGGUAAAGAUUAUUUUAAUGUAUUUUUCCUUUAGAUCUCUUUGGGUAAGACAGUUGAUGAAGUUAUGUAGAAAGAUACUCUGAUAAUAGAGAAAAUGGUUAUAAAAAAAUGAAAUAUAUACUAAACUAAUUGGAUCACAGUUCUCAAGAUUCAGAGAUAGAACAACCAUUUCUUCUAUUAGACUUGACUUCUGUUUUCACUUAGAAAGUUUUUUCCAAUGAACAGAAGAGGAAUGUGGCCAUGUAUCCAGUGUUUCUGGACCUCUGACAGCCUGGCCAAAGUGAGAACUGAUGUCCAGACCAGGUCACCUAUAUACAUGCAGAUUAAUUGCAUGAUGAUUGCUAUGCAAUUAAUAUUGCUAUGCAAUAUUAAUUGCAUAGCAGAUCCAACAUGGCCAAUGUAUUCACUACAAUAUACACAACAUGUUCUAGGUAUGUUGAAUACUUUGCAUUCCCAGUUUGACCCCUCAGCCCACAUGCUGCUACUUCCAUCUAAGUUUUCUGGGACAGGUAGAGAUCUUCAGAUGUUCUGUUUUCUCCAAACACCUCUGAAUAGUGUUUUAGGAUCAAACUGUGAUAGCACUACAGCACUCAUUGGUAUAUGUUAGCCAUCUCUCUUGGUCUUCUGCUAGGCAUUUUUUUACCUUUUUCAAACUGUGUCCUUUCUGCUGUUAGCCCAUCUCAACUACCACUACCAUCAAAAUACUCUUUGCAGGUUGGGUCUUUGCAGAUCUCUGGUCAGGUUUUCAUAGUGUGCUGUUAGUAAAUGCUCUACUCUCCUGGGUUGCAGCACUCACAGAUCAACCAAUAGCAGACACUGCCAGAUCUGCAGGAUGCUUUGAAGUAAUGAAGGAAAGAAUUCAACUGAGCUAAGACCAGCACGCUAGAAGGAAAGAGUGAUUGUUCUAUCUUGGAGAAAGAGCCAGGAAACUAACAGGUAGCCAGAGGGAGACAUGCAUAUGUUGAUGUGGUAUAUAGGACUGGACAGGAAGAAAGUUUCUUUUACAACUUGAUAAUUUGGAUCCCAAUUGGAUCUUGUAUUUUUCUUGGUCAAAUGCAAACUGCCCCCAGACUGACAUAUUUUUGAGGUCAAUUAAUAACAAAAAAUAGAUUUUAUCUUUUUUUUUUUUCAUGACAGUGUGCUGUACCAAAUCCCAAAUGUUUACUGCACUUUAAUUCUGUGUGCUGAGGAAUAAUGCAAAAUAAAGCUGUGCUGCAUGCAGCUUUCAGCAGUACCAUGGGCCAUAAAAUCUAAUUUUAGGCAUUAAAAUUGAUUAUUUCAACUUCAAUAGUUCUUCCACUCUUCUGUUUCAUCUCCCUUUUCUGCUUUGAUUACAAGUUGCUUGUCUGAGUGGAGCAUUUUGGUGGCAGGUGUGUAUUUUAUAUGCAUGUUUCUGGGGGGACAGAGAGAGUGGGUUAUUCCAGAAUGUUGCCAUAACCUAUCAGUUGGAAAAGAAAAUUUAGAAAACCUAGUGCAGGGGGAAAAAUUAGGAAUUCUGAACAUGCACACUCAGCACAUGGAUUAAAUCUUUCCUCAACUGCCUUCUCUCCCCUCACGUCCUGGUUAGCUUCAGUGCUGAGGGUUGCUGUAUCCAUAUUUAAUUCUCUUGAAAGAUGAGCACAUCCAGAAGAUGCACAUAGUAAAUAAAAACUGUGGCCUUUAAUCUUCCUGUGUGAUCUUUGAAUGGUGAGAAUGUGCUAUAACAUUUCUGCACUGUAACUGAAAUAACAAUUUGGCAAUAGUUGUUGCUGAUUCUUAAUUCUCAGGGAAUAUUUGCUGUAAUUGUUUUGAAGAAAUACUUCUUAUUUUAUGACCAAAAUAUUAGCUUCCAAUAUUUUUUUUUCGUUUACUGAAACAACUAAUAACAAUCUGAAAGAUGUAAUGUGUUCUACUUUCAAACUUGCUCCUGUCAAAGAUUUUGUUUUAUUUAAGUCUGGGUUUCUCUUUGGGUCAAGAAACAUAUUGAUUAAUCAAGUUCUAAAGUGUGGAUUUGUUGUUCUAUAAUGCUAUUAAAAUAAUUGCAGACAGUA